This is a messenger RNA of Tachysurus vachellii, 1030 nucleotides long. It is a transcript of the gene nfatc2ip, whose product is annotated as nuclear factor of activated T cells 2 interacting protein. The record is from RefSeq and is a predicted model, not a curated record. Bases 65 to 958 code for a protein of 297 amino acids. Gene Ontology annotation, biological process: cytokine production; positive regulation of transcription by RNA polymerase II. The transcript is spliced from 8 exons. Lineage: Eukaryota; Metazoa; Chordata; Actinopteri; Siluriformes; Bagridae.
UGAACUGCUAUUGGCUGAGACUUCAUUUCUACCUUCCCAUGACGGUGAUGCGGGGAAUUUAAACAUGGCUGAAGCGGGAUGUGACAGUGAUGUUGAGAUUAUUGCACUGAAUCGAACAAACCCACCUUCCAAACGAAGGCGUAUCCUCGAACCUUCAGCCAUCACGCCUGCGCCCCUUUACUCCAAUAAGGUCACCAGGAGCCGUCAAAAGAAACCAACCCUUUUCACACAAAAAAAGUGCACAGAUGUCAGUGAAGAAGUCAGGCAGUGGCCUUCAUCUCUGUCCAGGAGUAAAAACAAGCCAUUCAGCAUAAACCUGAGUGACUCUGAUGAGGAACCAAGACCAGAUAAACCUCAAUCUCUUAACCAGAAACUGGAUGCACCGAGCUCGCUCCUGUGUGGCAAGGAUGACAUUAUAAUCAGUUCCUCUGAGGAUAAACAGAAAAGACACCCAGCCAAGCCUAAGCGCAGAAAACGCGCCCAAGAAAUCUCACUGAAAUUUCGCUGGCAACAGGAAAUGCACAAAAUUUCAGUGCUUUCAACAGAUCCUCUGAGCAAGGCUGUAGCUCAGUUAUCUGUCAAACUUAAAGUCCCACCCUCUAAAAUACUGCUAUUGAGGAAUGAUGAUAAGCUUCCAGUGCACGCCACAAUCACACAGUUAGAUCUUUGCACUGCAGACAUCAUAGACUGUCUUUUGAUUACUGACAACAAAGAAGAUGAAAGCAGCUGUGAUGUCAUCACCGUGCGACUGCAGGGCAAAGAAAAGGGAUCUGCAAAGGAAUAUUCCUUACAUAAGAAUGCUCCUCUGGAUUCCGUCCUGUCUCAGUACACUAAAGGUCUGUCUGCUGUUUCUAAGCACAGGGUCACAUUUCUCUUCGAUGGGUUAAAGGUGAAACUCAAUCAGACACCUUCACAGCUGGAUAUGGAGGAUGGUGAUGUAAUUGAUGUCUGGGCCUAAUUUUUACAACAUUUUUACAACUAAUUUUUGUUGUUUCAUAUCAGUUGCCUCAUUUGCCUUUAUAUACUUCUU